This is a messenger RNA of Stegastes partitus (bicolor damselfish), 1594 nucleotides long. RefSeq names its product NHS-like protein 2. Bases 111 to 1163 code for a protein of 350 amino acids. The transcript is spliced from 3 exons. The record is from RefSeq and is a predicted model, not a curated record. NCBI's taxonomy places the organism in Eukaryota, Metazoa, Chordata, Actinopteri, Pomacentridae.
GCAUUAAAAGAGAGAUGUGUGAAAGAGAUUAGUCCAGAGUGAGAGACAACUGAGAUCAGCACAGAGCUGCAGGGUUAUAUACACAUCGAGGACUCACCCGACCAAGCGAGAUGAGUAACAACACCCUUGCUGUUAAUGGCACAGCAGCCCCUUCUAUUUUUUGUUACGCUAAGGAUGCCCAGAUGAGUGAAAAGGGGCCUGAUGCUAACAAUGUGAGCCUCAGAGCACAGAACAAGGACAGACAAGGACCACAGCGUCCCCUGUCAACAUGCUCCACCUUCGACGUGAUCCCUCCCUCUCAUCAGCGCCGGUGGUCGGCCGACUUCUGCACAUGUGGGAUCCCCAAUGGUGUUGUUUUAAAGAAGAAGAAGAAGCGACCAAAGCCUCCUGAGCGUUGCCUCUCCCUUCUCCGACCCCACACAGCAUCCCAUACUCCCGAGAAACGCUACUCCUGCCCUCCUAUUGGGACCUUUACCUCACCUGGUCGCUCUUCCUCCUCCUCCUCCUCCUGCUCCUCAUCCACCACCUCAUCCUGCUCCUCGCCUCCUCCUACCCAGACAUCUGUCAUCACCGGUCACGACCCUCGAGGUUGGAAGUUGCAACCCAAGUCCAGCCCCAGCUCCUCUCGUCUUCGCACCAACAGGCUGUCUCUGCAGCUUCCCCUCCCCGUCGUCUCGCCUCCUAACACUCCCAAACCAGAGCCGUCAACCAAACCUGCCCUCAAACCCAAACCUUUCCGUCGCCAUCACUCCGACUCCUCUGCCUUUGUCACAUCUCUGGGAAACCCGAGGCCUACGGUGACGUUGGAGGAGCUCUGUGCUGUGCAUCUCCGCCACAUCACCCUUUCUGACGACGACAUCUUCAGAGACGGGGCUCAAGAGAAAGACAAGGCGACAGCUCGGCCACGCAAAACACCACCGCCGGUUCCGGAAAAAACAGCCAUGGCCAGACAAAUAGCACAGCUGAUUUCUCAUUCAAGUCAGGGCUGUAGGCCUGUUGCGGCUAAAAGAAAUGAAAAGAUUUACAGCAGCGUGAUGAAGCCGAACCCUGGACAUUCACAUCAGACUGUGGACAAAAGCAGCAUGCGUGCCACAAAAACUGCUGGGCUACAUCUUCGUAUCAGCUGCAACGGGGAGAAGUCCACCCCACACUUCCCCGGCUGAGAAAUCCGAGAGGAGAGAACCCAAGCCUCCUCUAAUCACCGACACCAAUUACCAGCAGACUGUGUGAAGUGGAUAGAAUAUGUAUGUCCCUGAGGAUUGGACACCGUGUUCUGUCUGCUAGAUUUAAGGUAUUUUCAGUGGAUUAAGACUAAAAUACACUUUUCCAGCUUCAACAUCAAAGCAAAUGAGUGUUAUUACUUGAGUAUUUUGCAUCAUUUUUAUCUAUUAACAAGACUGUUGGAUCUAUGCUUCUUCCUGUCUGUUGUGAAAAAUACGACUUUGUUCUUCACGUCUGUUACAAGCCGGGGCAGCUUUAAGGGAACAUCGGUUACUUUUUGCAGAAGGAAACAAACCCUGCAGAUGUUGCAAUUCCUGCUGGUGAUGAACACAUAUCAUAAAAUAAAAAGUGGAAGGAUAUUUGUCUAUGCAAA